UUGUUCGAUUUGUGCAAGGGGAGAGGAGAAUUAAAACAACUGAGGCGGGGUCACGCGAAAGGAUUGCGUAUCCUACAUAUCUUGUUGGCAAGCAGUCCGAGUCUCUUCCACUUAGUUUUUAAAGGGCGGGGGAGAACUUGGGUGUUGCCUAUUUGCGUCGACCUCGACAAAGAGUCUAGCGGCUAAAAAAAUCGGAUUCUUUUCAUUCAACAACCGCCUUCUCUCACCACCGAAAGGGAUCUGAAAACUUCAACCAUGGGAGUCGAAGGCUGCACUAAAUGUAUCAAAUACAUGCUUUUCUUCUUCAACUUCAUCUUCUGGCUCGCAGGAGGUGUGGUCCUGGGCGUGGCACUAUGGCUUCGACAUGAUGGCCACACCAGCAGCCUGCUAGAGUUGAAGUUUGACGGCCAACAAGCACCAACCACCUUCUUAAACAGUGUUCACAUCCUGAUCGCUGUUGGCGCUGUGAUGAUGGUUGUCGGGUUCCUCGGCUGCUAUGGUGCCAUUCAGGAGUCUCAGUGUCUUCUUGGAACAUUCUUUGCCUGCUUGGUGAUCCUGUUCGCUUGUGAGGUGGCAGCUGGAAUCUUUGGAUUCAUGCACAAAGAUUCGAUUUCCAAAGAGCUGAUUACCUUCUACGACAAUGUGUAUGACAACUCUCUAGCAAACACUUUAACAGACCAGGACAAGAAACAGGCUGCCGCUGCUGUGCUGAAGGUCUUCCAUGAGACGUUGGAUUGCUGUGGUAGGGGCAUCAGCAACCCGUUCACUACGUUAUUCACCCAAGGUUUGACAGACAUCUGCCCCAAGUCAGUCUCCGCUUCCACUUCAGACUGUCAUGUCAAAAUCAAGGAGCUCUUUAAUGAGAAGGUUUACCUGAUUGGCAUCGCUGCCCUGAUAGUUGCUAUUAUUAUGAUCUUUGAGAUGACCUUUAGCAUGGUCCUGUGCUGUGGGAUCCGCAACAGCCCGGUGUACUAAAGUCCAGGGGGAAGGAGCAAGGGCUAGUGACCUCUGGAGACACUAGCCAAUGACUGAAGGAAAAUAUUUAUCUUCCUUUAUUUGGUUUUAUAGCCUGUCACUUCCUCAAAUAGUUGCUUGCCAAUUUUGUCAGUUGUACAAGAUAAAAAAUGCAUCUUCUCACACAGUUUUUGAUAAUACAGUACCAACUAUUCUUGUCAGUCACAGAUAGCUGUUCAAUAUUUUGACUAAUGUUAGUCUGUACAAAAUGUUGAGGUUUACAUUGGCAUGGCAUUUACACACGCACACACACACACACACACACACACACGAGUACAGAUCCUGGAAUUAUUUUGUGGUAAUUGUGAAGUAUUUCUACUUUGCUGGAGUCCAAAACAUUGUAUUCUGUUGGUUUAUCAAUCUCUUUUCAAAUGAUUAUGUAUAAACUGUAUAUAUAUGCAGUGCUUUAUGACUGUCAAGCAUGGAUAUUGUAUUGAAUCCCUUCUCCCCAGAAUUUUCUGCACUAACUGCUUGUCUGCCUGAGUUUUCUCCAGAGAGAACAACCACUAAGAAACAGUGAAUGGAUACUAUUGAUUUUACUAUCCCGUUUAAAACCAAGAUAAUAGAGGUGAUAGUUUCCCCUGUGCUUUUAUAACAACUAGCAAUCUACGCGAUAAAGAGACCCCAUGCCUCCAAGCCUUAUGAGUCGAAUGUCCCAUCCUUCCCAACAACACCUUGUUCCUGUAAAACGACAUUGAAUGUCCUGUCCUUAACCUAUUGCUGUGUACUAUGCAUACCUACAGAAAUCUCACCUCUUAGGGUCCUGGGCUGGCGCAGCGGUCAAACGCACUGCACUGCAGUGCUGAGGCGCCACUACAGCCUGGGGUUCGAUCCCAGACUGUCACAACCGGCCGGGACUGGGAGCCCUAUAAGACGACGCAUAAUUGGCCCAGUGCCGUCCGGGGUAGGGGAAGGUUUGGCUGGUGGGGCUUUCCUUGGCUCAUCGUGCUCUAGCGACUCCUUGUGACAGGUCCGGGCGCCUGCAAGCUGACUACAGUCAUCAGUCGAACAGCGUUUCCUCCGACACAUUGGUGCGGCUGACAUCUGUGUUAAGAAGUAGGCAGCCAGGCGGGUCAUGUUUCGGAGGACGCAUGACUCAACCUUCGCCUCUCCCGAGCCCGUUGCAGAGAUGAGCCAAGGGACCUAAUACGGGGUAAAAAAUACGCUUGUGGCCAUACCACCCUGAACACGCCUGUUCAGGGUCGGGCCUGGUUAGUACUGGGAUGGGAGACCACCUGGGAAUACCAGGUGCCAUAAACUGAAAAAAAUAUUUAAGAACAAAAUAAGAAAUGUCACCUCUUCAGCCAUUCAGACUAAUCUAGUUUAUUUUCAAAGAAUCCUUUUUACGCCUGCUUGUUAUACUCUGACAGUCAAACGUCUUAUUAUGCUGGGACUUGCCGGACAAUGUUGUAUCUGUGCUGUAUGAUGAUACUGUAUAAUACCACUGACCAUGCAGUUGUGAGAGGUUGUGUUUGUGUGUCUGGAAGUCCAUUACUGUCUCGGACCAACCCACCACUAGGGGGCAGGCCUGUUGUGACGCUUCAUGGUAUUCAAUGGCUAUGGUUCCAAAGCCAGGGGGAGCUCUUGUCAUACAUUCUUGCUCCACUGUGAUUAUGGAGGCCUGCUCAACUACAAAGCACUUCUCGGCCAGUUCCAUUUCGAUCUUCAGCUUCCCUUCAGAGUUCACAGAUUUGAAUGUGGUCCAUUGGAGGUGCUAGGUGGAGCUAUCACCCUAUUAUCUACACCCAUCCAGUCCUUUCAGAUCUGUGAACACUGAAGGGGUAGGGUCUAGGGAUUGAAGUGGAACCAGGCCCUUAACAUUUACCUACAUACACACAUGAGCACUUAAACACUCACACAUACUCACACAUCAUUUGUAUAGUCCUACAUAAUAUACUGUAUGGCUUUCUAAGCCAACCAAAACCUAGUCUUGUUAACACAUAAUGCCUAUGCUGAUAUACGGUGAAGUGUCUUGUAACAUGUACAGCUAUAUAUUAUUGUACUAAUGACCAUGUAAAGACAAUGUAGCUAUGCCUUUCAUUGUGAUAUUUUGUCUGGUACUUUGUCAAAGGAAAAAUGGGUGUCGGCUUCAGUGGCAGUGUGCUGGACUGAGAAAUCAGUUGAGUUACUAAUUAAAGGUUGGGGAGAUUAGCAACAUGGCUGUAUAUGCUGUACAACACAAAGGUGAAAGAACAACGCCAGCAAAAGAGUGUCUCUCUUUAGUAUCUAUGUCACUGCCCUACUGUAAAAACACUAUACACUAUGUAGUGACAGACUCAAUAGCCCACUGCCGCUCAAAUCUGUGCCCUUUCUCUUCUGUUUUAGAUUUUGGUUUGGUUUUGUUGCCCAAGUAUUAAGGGAUUAAAUGUAUUUUACAAAUAA
Molecule: messenger RNA, 3396 nt
Organism: Coregonus clupeaformis (lake whitefish)
Lineage: Eukaryota; Metazoa; Chordata; Actinopteri; Salmoniformes; Salmonidae
Product: CD81 antigen-like
Exons: 8
Coding region: 256-975 (239 amino acids)
Cellular component (GO): membrane
Source: RefSeq, a predicted model, not a curated record